Molecule: messenger RNA, 5985 nt
Organism: Pecten maximus
Lineage: Eukaryota; Metazoa; Mollusca; Bivalvia; Pectinida; Pectinidae
Product: lysine-specific demethylase 9-like
Exons: 5
Coding region: 44-3181 (1045 amino acids)
Cellular component (GO): nucleus
Source: RefSeq, a predicted model, not a curated record
AAACAACGACAAUAUCUUUGAGAUCUUGCAAAAACAAACUUCUAUGCGUAUGACACUGGACACAUUUGAUGACCAAUUAAGUGAAAAUGGUAAUGACAUAUUGUUUAAUCUAAAACGGGAUCAAAAAGGUUACAGAAAUCUGCCGGGAUUGCAAAUCACACAUGCUGCACAUGUUGCGAAGGAGGAUAAAAAUAAACAAUCUGACUCUCCAGUGACAUCUUCACCUUCAGAUCCAAAACGCCUGAAAAUAACAACCAUUCCAACAACACAUAUUCCGGAUCCAUGUGUCAGUCCAGAUACUGGCAAAAGGAGGCGAAUUCAGCAUGAUUAUCGUAGGCUGUCAAAUUCUGGAUAUUUAGAUGAUUAUGUUGGUAGUGAAAGACGUUUUUCAUCAACAAGUGAUUCAUCAGAAAUAAGUGGUUCGCCAUCACCUCCAAAGCAAAAGCCAUUGCAGAAGCCACCAAAUGGAAUGAAUGGAACAACGAAAGUAGCUCAAUCACCAUCCAAGCAUGACAGACAGCCCGAUAGUGACAACCGUAGUACAGACAGUCACAAUGGUAUGACAUCAAGUCCUGAAAAACUCCUCAAGUUGGCCAUCGGUAACCGCCAUGGCUCCAGGGAGGGGAAUGUUUCUGGUGAUCAGAAGGAACGGCAUCGGCAUCGCCAUCACCACUCAGAGCACCACCACAAACACACACACCACAAGCACAGACACCAUCAUCAUAAGGAGCAACGACAAACGACGCCUACAAAGACACCACUAGUCACUCUCAAUGGCAAACAAGAGUACCAUGUCAUCCCACAACAAACCGGUCUCACUCUCAAAAUCUCAGGUAAGAAAAGAAUCGUCAAUAACUGUGGGGUGCAGGUCAACCUCCGUCGCAGGACAGAGAACAAAGGUGUGCAGGUACCGUCAAGCAGCAGUUCGUCAAGUAGCAAGGAUGUUCACAUUUCUGUUUCUGGAACUUUCUCCCCAAAGAAAGGGCUAUCUAAGGUGUCACGUGGGACUCAGACAGACAAGAAGUCAAGUAAAUAUAACACUGACAGCAGUGCUAGGAACGGUGGUCACAACAAGUCAGAAACAGACAAUAAGCUUCAUAGUGCUAUUGAUGUUAUGAAAAAUGUAAAAACAGAAUGUUUUCAAGAUUUUCACUUAAAAAAAGGACAGAACUUAGUGGAUUCCAAUUUGCCCUUUUCUAAUUCUAAAUAUAAACAAUUUAUGCACAUAGAAAAAUAUUCAAAUGGGGGAGCACUUGUUUUACAUGUUUAUGAUGACGAAAUCUCCCAUCUCUCCAAGGAAGAACGUGUAGAAUUAGUAAAAGACUAUUUUGAUUUUGUUUAUGGUGAAAGCCUGGAAGGUGUAUCAAAUUGUGUGAUGGGCAUCGUACAUGGUGCAGUUGCAUCCCAACCUGACUAUAUAGACUAUUUUGCAGAGAACCAUCCAAACAUGACCGUUAAGGCCGGUAUCUUAGGCAAAUCAGAUAUUGAGAGUUUGUCAAUGGUCAAGUACAGAGAGCAGGUGAUGAAAUCUUACCAGAAUGGAACGUUCCGCACAGGGCCACUCUUACAGAUAAGUUUAGUAGGAACAGUUCACGAGGAAGUAGGGGACUACUUUCCAGAGUUUUUAGACUCCAUGGAAGAGAAUGAGUUCCUGAAGGCAGUGAUGCCCUGGGGUGAGAGGUCGUUAGUACAUUUGAGUAGAAACCUUAGUAACGAUGGUCCAAUUAUGUGGGCCCGACCUGGAGAACAGAUGGUACCCACUGCUGACAUGCCAAAGUCCCCCUACAAACGUAAACGUGGUAUGAAUGAGCUCAAAAAUCUGUCCUACCUUCCACGUGCAUCUGAGCCUCGAGAAGUUCUAGUGGAGGACAGAACACGCUGUCAUGCUGACCAUGUGGGUCAAGGCUUUGACCGAAUGACCACAGCAGCUGUAGGAGUGCUCAAGGCUGUCAAAUAUGGAGACGAUCAAAAUGCUGAAGGCCGUGUUGUGAAGGAUGUGAUUUGUUUCCAUCCUGGUGAUUUCCUAGAACUUGUCGACAAACUUCAUUUAGAUCUCCAUGAACCUCCAGUCUCACAGUGUGUGACAUGGUUAGAAGAUGCAAAACUGAAUCAGCUGCACAGAGAAGGGAUCAGAUUCGCACGCAUCCAGCUACGAGAUAACGAUAUCUACUUCAUCCCACGCAAUGUAAUUCACCAGUUCAAAACUGUCUCGGCUGUCACCAGUAUAGCCUGGCACAUCCGACUAGCCCAGUAUUAUCCAAAAGAACAAGAGGAGAGCACGAGCAUGGACAGCAUGCCAACAGAUCAGAAAGAUGCUGCCUCCUGUUCUGGUGACAAGGGAGCUGAAGUUCAGGAUUCAACUAAUCCAAUGGUAACAGAUGCUUGGAAUUCUGAGGAGGAAAAAUCUGGCAAAGCUGUAUCGGCACCUGAUGUAACUAUCAAGGAGGAGGAAAAAGAGGGAAAUGCUUCAAAUCAAUCAACACAAAAAGGCACAUUUUUGGCAGAUAUGAAGGACAAACUUGCAACAAUCACCACAAAAGUUGUAUCAGCAUCUGUAAAAGUAGAUGAAAAAGACAGAAAUUCAUCAGUUUCCUCAUCGCCCAAACAUCAUUCUGCGAAGUUUGAAAAGAGAGAAAAGUCUUUCUCAACAAAAUUGGGUGUCUCACCCAAAAAGGAGCAAGUUACAGUUCAUUCGCACAAGCCAGCAAUUAAGAUGGAAAAGCAAGAAAGAGCAGAAGCAAUUUCUAAAGCGAUGAGUGCUGCACAAAUGAAAGUUGAAAAGCAAGAUAGUCAUCAUAGAAGUGAAGAUAAAAAACCAAGAAAUUCUCAUCCCAAGGAUUCAGAGAAAAAGUCUAAAAUUAGUCAUCUCAAAGAAAUGGAGAAAAAAUCGAAAAACAUUGUGAAGGAAGUAGAGAAAAAACCUUGUGUGCAAAAAGAAACCAAUUCCAAUAUUCAGGUGAACAACCCUCGUGUUCCUGAGGCUCAGAGCUCCAUAUCCCAAUUCCAGUCCAGUAGUGAGAUUCAACUUAGAAAUGACACUACCUCAGUGGAGAACGAUAGUCCUGACAUAGUGGUGUCAAGGGACACAACUCCGCAGCAUACAGACAUUGCAGAAAAUCCACAGGCAUCGGAAACUGAAAACAGUUGUGCAAAAGAGGAAGUCGCCAUGGAUAUUUCAUAGCAAAUAAUUCCAUCCUGCAAUAUAUCAGUUUGAUACAUAUGAAACCAAGUGUAGAUCUUCCUCAAGAUGUAACCCAGGGAGUUUGUGGAGUGUCAUAUGUGCAAAACUUUCAACAUUGGAAUUUUUUGUCCUAUUCAUUGUAUAUAUACUUUUUCACAGCAGCAGCGCUUUUGGGCUCACAUUUAGUGUCCAUAUUGACAUGCUGUAGUUUGAUUAACAUUUAUACACAUUUUAGAGAAAAAUUGUAUCAUUCACAUCUUUCUUUUUCAAAAACUUGUCAUGUGUUCAUUGUUUAUGUGAUUUUGUUUACAUUAGUGAUUCUUUACCAUUAAGGCCUAGAUAACUUGUAUCUAGGUUUGUCAGUCAGGCUGUGUGAGGGCCAGUUAUAUACUUAUGAUAAGCCCAUGCUGUGUUUGUCUUCGUCAAGAUAGCUUCGUAAUCAGAGUUCACCUGGGGCCUGUUCGUUUAUGCGGACAUACCUGUUCGUCAGUUUUUAAUGUAAUAUUUCAAACAUACAUCUUGACGAACCUGCAAAUGUUAUAUACAGUCCUUGGAUGUCUUUGUCAAGGCUCAUCUGAAAACAAUAUAAAAUCACCAGGUCCGACUUUAUUUCAUAAACAAACAACACCGGUCCAGCUGGUCCAACCAUUUUGAUCGCAAAAGCGAAAAUGGCCCUGGUUCCACUGCACUGUUGUAUUAGUUAAAAACAAUUUUGAUUAUUAAGUGAAAAUAUUGGAAAAUAAAUAUUUUGUGUACUUUGGAAAUACACUUUGAUACAUGUCUAGAUUUAAUACACCCUUUCUGUACAGACUUAUCAGAAGUAAAUUACAAUGUCAUUUUUUUGAACUCAUAAAUCUAUGUUUCAAACAUGCACAUUUAUUUAAGGAGAGUAUUUAUUUAAAUUGAGUUGGAUGUGGUAACUUGUCAAUUAAACACAUAUCUUUUAUGAACAUAAUCUGCUGCAGUAGCAACAGAAAUUAAACAUGCAUAUAUAUAUUUGGUUGUCGGUAAAUUAAUGUCAUCCAAAGUUUAGAUCUGAUUAAGUCCUCACUUUCUCUUAGUUGAAUUGGUAAUGUAUCAUGUCUGCCUGUGAUAAGCCCACACUUGGUUAUAAACUCUCAUCUAUUUAGUCAGAAAGAUUCAAAUCAUGGUGAUAUUAGAAAUGUCUCUUCCACAUAUAUGGGUGAAUUUUUCUCUGAAUUCAGUAUUUUAAAAUAUUUCCCUCCUCUAGAUGUCUAUUAAAUUUUGGCAAAAUCAGCUGUUUUAUAUUUCAAGAAUUGGUCCCUUUCACUCAUGAUACAUACAUUGUGUAUAAACUGGUCCAAUUUAGGAAAGAAUCCCUAUUACAUGGCAGUUUGACCAAUUGAAUCCCCUUACUUUAGGAGUUCCCUGGCUUCAGGUUACUUCUGGUUUGAUACGUGGAUGUAAGGAUUGAUGUAAAUGUCCGUCCAGAGAAGAUAUAGGGAUGCCUUUGUUAAUGGGGAAAAGUUCUUGUUGAUGAAUCUUCAAAUAUUAGUAGAGAUAUUUGAGAUAAGAUUGUAAUGUUUGUCUUUAUGUUAAAAGCCUAAGCUGAAUGUCAGAAAUGAGAUUGCUUUUUGAUAUCAUAAAUGUUGAAUAUAUACCCACUUUGUAGGGAACUUUGUGAAGAAUGACUCCUAGGAAAGUAAAAUGGUUACCCAUCAAUUUAUCUAGUGGUGCUUUUGCCAUGAACUGCUAACAUUUUCUCCUAGUAGCAGAAGAAUUCAAUGUAUAUUGGAUUAAAUACAUAAAUAUUAUUCCAAACAAGGUCCGAAGCUAAAGUCCAUGCCUAUUUUUUUUGUUACAAUUUAUUAUCAGCAACAUUAAUUGGUCAUGUUGACAGUAUAACAAGGUCUGGACACAAAACUAUCACUGUCUGAUACUGUGUCUUGGUCCUUAUUUCAAAGUCAAGGUCUCUCAGCCUUCAAAAUUUUGUGAUAUACCAUGCUGUGAAGGUUUACUUUCGAGUAUGACUACUUUUCAUGUUCAUAGUCUGAGACGUGCAGCUUGAAUCAUUCCUAUAAUGAUCUGCAGCUAUGGUUGAAAUGGAAGUUAAAAUUUUAAAUUUAUUUAAUGAUAUAACAUGUUAAUCAACAUUCGGUUCAUGUGUUUUCUUUUUCACAAAAAGAAAAUUGUCAACUUUGAAAUUUUUUUUUCCCCCAAGACAAAUUGUGGUGAGAUUAAUGUUUGUUAUGAAAUCACUUGAUACACUGUUCAUACAUUUAUAAACAUGGGCAGUGAGAUUUUGGUGAGUGUUUUGGAUCAGUUUUAAUUUCCUUCAUAAAGUUUCGACAUACAUUUUGCAAGCAUGACACAGGUAUAUACUAGGUUACAAAUAUAUGACAUCAGUCUAUACACAAUUAUUUUGUAUUAUCCAGGCAGCUAACAAAGGCCCAGAGAUGUAAUAUGACUGGGUGUGUUGUUGUUGUUUGUUUGUUUGCUAUGAUUUAUGAUAUUUUUAUCAGCUACACUAUGUUCAACAUUGUGUGUAUCAACAUGAUAUCCAUUUAUUCAUUACAAAAAGAUGAUUUGAAAAGUUCAGUAUUUUGUGUUUGCAACCCUAUGGCUUGAUUUUGACUUCACACUGUGUGUGUAACAGGUGUAUUCUGGAGCUACAAUAUUGUAUUUUCAGUAUUAAAAUGAAGUUUACAGUUAAUUCAGUAUCGCUAUACAAUUUUGUAUAUCACUUUGGACAUAAGAUUAACCAAAGAUUGACUUAUCUUGUUUACCCAGCUGUAAAAGUGUUCAAUCUUUGUUUGAAACAUGUGACACUCACCAGACCCCCC